Encephalitozoon cuniculi GB-M1 is the source of this 390-nucleotide messenger RNA. RefSeq lists its product as uncharacterized. The coding region runs from base 1 to 390 and encodes 129 amino acids. The transcript has a single exon. The record is from RefSeq and is marked provisional. Lineage: Eukaryota; Fungi; Microsporidia; Unikaryonidae. Gene Ontology annotation, biological process: vesicle-mediated transport.
AUGAGGGCUAUAGGAUUCCUUAUUUCCCUUGUACUGAGUACUGUGCUCUGUAUCGUCGAGCUUUAUAAGAUCGAGGCCGUACUGGAUGCAGAGAGCAAGAGGGCGUCAUCGUAUAAUGCAUGCGACCGGAUACUCUGGCUUACGGAUAUUGAGUUCAGGUUGCUUACUGCAAUGGUGAUUGCGCAAUGCCUUUCCUUGUGCUAUACAUCAUUUUUUGUUGCUCUGUUGUUUGUUUACGAGGCCCAGAAAAAGGGGUCUGGAGCCACCAUCAGUGCUCUGGACUUCUUCAAGCAGAAGCAGCGGAUAAAGAUCGAGACAUUCUGCAAAGUCUCCUUGUAUGUGCUCCUUGUCUACAGAUACUUCAUGGCACUCAUCGUAAAUAAACCCUGA